Ceraceosorus guamensis is the source of this 984-nucleotide messenger RNA. Its product is annotated as acid protease. Lineage: Eukaryota; Fungi; Basidiomycota; Exobasidiomycetes; Ceraceosorales; Ceraceosoraceae. The transcript is spliced from 2 exons. Bases 1 to 984 code for a protein of 327 amino acids. Gene Ontology annotation, molecular function: aspartic-type endopeptidase activity. The record is from RefSeq and is a predicted model, not a curated record. Gene Ontology annotation, biological process: proteolysis.
AUGAGCUCGAACAGGGAGCUGGAAUUCUUGGUCGAGGCAAAAAUAGGCACGCCCGCUCAAUCCUUCUGGCUGGACCCAGACUCUGGCAGUUCUGACUCUUGGGUCAAGGGAAAGAAUUGCAACGGUGCAAAUUGCGGCAACGCCUCUCGCGCGAGGUAUUUGCGUAGCAAGAGCUCGACCGGCAUCAAGACCCCAGGCGACAAAACAUUCACCUUGCAGUACGGCAUCGGAGAUGUCGAAGGUGCUUUAAUCCGUGACACAUUUGCCCUUGGUGACAUAAACAUUGCCAACUUUACAAUCGGUGCGGCCACGAAACUCUCCAAAGACUUCAAGACGGACAAGGCAGACGGUAUCCUCGGUCUGGGCUUCCGCGAACUCGCGUCUGCCCACCAGAAACCGUUUGUGGACCGUGUGGCCGAGGGCAACAACUUGCCCCAGCCGGUCAUGUCAUUUGCGUUUGGACGUCACUUGUCCGGCACCGACGCGAAGAGCGAGAUGCUCAUCGGUGAUGUCAACAAAAGCCUCUUCAAGGGCGACUUGUCAUACUACGAUGUUCAGCAAUCGGGCUACUGGGAGUUCAAAUUUGACUCUUUCGCCUCCGGGACUGCCAAGGGCGUCCAAAAGGGAGCUGGAAUCGUGGAUACGGGAACGAGCUUGAUCGCAAUGCCUUCUCAGCAAGCCAAAGCCUUCUGGGCCGACGUCAAGGGCUCCAAGUAUGACUCUGCCAGCGGCACCUACACCUUUCCUUGCGAUGCAAAGGUAGAUGCUACACUCUCCUUGCCAAAUGGCAAAAAAUUCUCGUUGAACGAGCAGGACCUCAACAUCGGCACGGACGGAGCUGGAUCUAAACGCUGCGUCGGUGCUGUGCUCAGCAGCUCUACACCCGGUCAGACCAUCUUUGGCCUCGCUGCGCUCAAGAGCGUGUACACCGUGCUGGACUUUGGCGAGAAGCCACGCAUCGGCUUUGCCCCCAUCAACUUCUAA